This is a messenger RNA of Triticum urartu, 3065 nucleotides long. The record is from RefSeq and is a predicted model, not a curated record. NCBI's taxonomy places the organism in Eukaryota, Viridiplantae, Streptophyta, Magnoliopsida, Poales, Poaceae.
CGCCUAGCGUCCACCUCGGAAAAGAUCACGUAGCACAGCACAGGCCACGGAAACACUAGUCUCCUCGCAGGCCCGGCAGCAAGAUAUUUUCGACGCCAAUAAUUGACUCCUCGUAGUCCUCUUCCAGUCGGCUCAGAUCUGUUUUGGCUUCCACUUUCCUCUCUCUCAAAUCUAUCUACCUCCAUUGGCGUUGGUUUGAUGGCCGCGAAUCCCGCGAUGAAGAAGAUCGUGUUGAUGGUCGAGAUGAAGGACGACCGACAGAAGCAGAAGGCGAUAAAAGCAGUCUCCGUUCUCUAUGGUAUCGAAAUGAUCGGUGCGGACAUGAAGGAUGGAAGGAUCACGGUCAUCGGCGGAGAUGAGCCCAUCUUUGCCGCCUGUUAAAAUUUCAGCUGUAACUCGCAACAACAGUUCUGUCCAAUUGCCAGUAUUUUCUCGUCAUACUGGUUGCAAUCCAGAGCAGUACUGAUGCAUGCAUGGAGUACAGGACAAUGGUGAAUGCAUUGCUGUGAAGAAGCUUCAUCCCAUGCCGGUUCUUGAUGACGAGGAAUUCAAAAGCGAGUUUAGUAAUCUUUUGAGGGUCAAACAUCAAAAUACCAUACCGUUGGUUGGUUACUGCCAUCAUACAGCACAGGUGCUUCUUGAGCACAAUGGAAAGCAUGUUUCUGCCAGAGUAGAAGAAAUAUAUUUAUGCUCGGAAUACUUGGAGGGAGGAACCCUUGACAAGCAUCUUUCUAGUAUGAUUAUGCUCUACUUACAUUAUCAUUUUUGCAGGCAUGAACAAUUAAUGAUCCCUAAACUUUACAUCCUCGUAAUGCACAUUUUGUUUACUUCUAUAGAUGAACCAUGUGCGCUUGUUUGGCACACAUGUUACAAAAUAAUUAAGGGUAUCUGCGAGGGUUUACAUUACCUUCACAAAGGAUUCGAGUAUCCUAUUUACCAUCUGGAAUUAAAACCUACAAAGAUUUUGCUGGAUAACGAAAUGAUGCCCAAAAUUGGAGGUUUUGGUUUCUCUGGAUUCUUGGAUACAACGGAAACCUUCAACACAUCAGAAGUUAUGCGAACAAGUUUAUACAUGCCACCAGAAUACAUCAGUAAACGGCAAAUCACACCAAAGUUUGAUGUAUUCAGUCUGGGCGUUAUAAUCUUGCAAAUAAUGGCAGGGAAGGAAAGCUAUCCGAAAUGUGCAGAUAUUCCUCCUGAAGAGUUUAUUGAGCCUGUCUAUGAAUUCUGGGUAGAUAGGAUGCAAGGCACAAUAUCCAAGCAUACUUCACACGAAGUUAGAACAUGCAUCGAAAUAGCUCUAAGCUGUGUGGAGUUCAAUCGAGUGAAGAGGCCUACUAUAAAUGAGAUCAUACAAAGACUGAAUAAGAUUGAUAUUGUUGAGUGCUCAUCUAUAGGUGAGCUAUACAAGACAGAGGAGUUUGCAUUUGAUUUCUUAAAACAUAUUACAAAUGGUUUUUCCAAGAAGAAUAUAAUUGGUCAUGGUGGAUAUGGAAUUGUUUACAAGGGAUUGUUGGACAAUGGAGAAGAGAUUGCUGUUAAGAAACUUCAUCAAAUGUUAUGGAUUGAAGAUGAGCAAUUUAAGAAUGAGGUUAAUAAUCUAAUGAGGGUGCAACACAAAAAUAUUGUACGGUUAGUUGGCUACUGCCACCAUACAUCACAAAUAUUUGUUGAGCACGAAGGAAAACAUGUUUCUGCUAGUGUAGUAGAAAGAGCGAUUUGUUUUGAACACAAGCAGGGUGGAAGCCUUGACAAUCAACUUUCUGCUGAACCUUGCAUACUUGAUUGGAACAAAUGUUAUAAAAUAAUAAAAGGAAUUUGUGAGGGUCUACAUUACCUUCAUAGUGCUGAUAAUCCAAUUUACCAUUUGGACAUAAAACCUGCUAAUAUUUUGUUGGAUAAGGACAUGGAGGCAAAAAUUGGUGAUUUUGGUUUGUCAAGACUUUUUGAUUCAACACAAACCUAUAUGACAGAAUCCAGAGAUAUUAAAGGAACACGUGGAUACAUGCCACCGGAAUACAUCGACAAACAAAAAAUCAGUCCGAAGUUUGACAUAUAUAGUCUCGGGGUCAUAAUCAUUCAAAUAAUGGCAGGAAAGGAGGGCUACUUCAAUUGCCCACACACCCCUCCAAGAGAAUUUAUUAAACAUGUACGUGAAAAAUGGAGAGUGAGGCUUCAGGCAACAAUGUCGUCCCAUGUAACUGAAGAAGUGAGGACAUGCAUCGAAAUAGCGUUAAAAUGUGUGGAGGACGACCGAAAGCGAAGACCUGCAAUAGCGACAAUUGUUAAUGAACUAAGUAACAUUGGUAUUGCUAGAAGUUCACCAGUAGGUCAGUGGGCAAAUAAGCUGACUGCAUUGAAGUCCUUGUUAUUAUCCACUCACUUCAAACACUGGCUGGUCCUCUUAGUCGCAGCAGGGAUCGCCAUAUUUUUCGCAUGGCUCCAAUUCUGUCCAGAUUCAUGGUGCCGAAGCAUUACGCGGAGAACAUAAAACAACAUCCCUUGAAGUACAUAGUCAAUUCGCUCAUGUAGAUAUGCACGAAUGGUGUUGGUGAUUCUCAUGUCAACAGAGAGAAUAUAUUUGUUACACGAAUGGUGUUGGUGAUUCUCAUGUCAAGUUUCAGCUGUCAAACAAAGGAAAUGGCCAUCUUCAAAACCAGUAGAGUCCUAGGGUAUCUGUAUUUUUUUAGAAGUUCAUGUGCCAUGCAUAUAGUCUGAUGGUUGGCAUGAACUUUGAGUGUAGAGAAGUGUUUUUUGUAAAUGUCUAGGAGGAAACAAAGUGUCACAUGUGCGAAAAACAUGCAUUGACUAUUGCAGGAAGGACCGCCAAGACAAGGCUUAAACGACCGAGAAAGAAAAACAAAAGCCUAAACUAGCAAUCUAGUUUACAGGGGAACGUUGUUAACUGUUAAGCCCUGAGGAUUUUGGUGCACUUUGGGGCUGUUCUGGGAUCGAAGAAAGAUAGGGAAAGAAGGAAGUGUUAGUUAAUCUAAGCCUGCUCUCUGCUUAUUUCUUUGCUCUAACAUUUAUCUAUAAUAAAGUGUGUAACGGAGCCACUGGUCAGA